This is a messenger RNA of Papilio machaon (common yellow swallowtail), 880 nucleotides long. Its product is annotated as longitudinals lacking protein-like. The coding region runs from base 198 to 584 and encodes 128 amino acids. The transcript is spliced from 5 exons. The record is from RefSeq and is a predicted model, not a curated record. Gene Ontology annotation, molecular function: protein binding. Gene Ontology annotation, cellular component: nucleus. NCBI's taxonomy places the organism in Eukaryota, Metazoa, Arthropoda, Insecta, Lepidoptera, Papilionidae. Gene Ontology annotation, biological process: regulation of transcription by RNA polymerase II.
UUUGAAGAAAUAGAAAGAAGUCACUUAUUUAUGCGAGACGGCGUCUUUAUUUUCAAAUUUAAUUGGUUAAGUUUUGAAGUGAGAACGGUGUAACAUUGCUUUGGUGUCCUUGAACGACUGUUAUAAUAGUGUUAGUGAAAUUAUAGAAUACAAAUACAUAUUUUAUUAGGAAUUGUCUAGGAGAAGAACUAUCCAAUAUGGGCGACCAACAGUUUUUCCUGAAAUGGAAUGACUUUCAGACAAAUAUGGUGACUUCCUUUAGACACUUAAGAGAUGAGAAAAGCUUUACAGACGUAACUCUCGCAUGUGAAGGGCAGACAUGUAAAGCUCAUAAGAUGGUGCUCUCCGCUUGCAGUCCAUAUUUCAAAAGCUUGUUAGAGGAAAACCCAUCGAAACAUCCAAUAAUAAUAUUAAAGGAUGUCUCUUACUUGCACUUACAAGCGAUACUGGAGUUUAUGUACGCGGGUGAAGUGAACGUGUCGCAGGAACAGUUGCCUGCCUUCCUCAAGACAGCCGCAAGACUUAAGGUGAAAGGUCUCGCUGAACCUCCACCGCAGAUGCCCACCAUCAAACGGGAAGGCUAACACCAGCUCAGUGCGCAAGUGCCCUAAAGACUUUAGUGAUUGUAAUGAAGAAAGCCAAUGUAACAUACCACUAACUAACCUCAACUGUUCAUUUAAUUUCGAUACCUUUUUUUAAGUUAACAAACUUUCUACACAUUGGACUUAGGUAAGUGAAUAACAAAUUGUUAAAAAAUUAUUGAAAAUUCCUAAUUUGACAUAUGCCCUUCAAAAGUAGAGUGAAUUUAAUAAGCUAGCAUAUACCAACUAUAUACUUAACCUCAGGUUUUGUUGUCAAGCCAUAUUUUAUUCUAAAAAUA